Messenger RNA from Talaromyces rugulosus, 1068 nucleotides. RefSeq lists its product as uncharacterized. The record is from RefSeq and is a predicted model, not a curated record. Lineage: Eukaryota; Fungi; Ascomycota; Eurotiomycetes; Eurotiales; Trichocomaceae. Bases 1 to 1068 code for a protein of 355 amino acids. The transcript is spliced from 4 exons.
AUGACGGAAAGCCCUUAUUCUGUGCCCAACAAGGGGCCGACCUUCAUGAUCGUGACGGGGAUCUUGUGCUUCAUUGCACUGGUCCUCGUCCUGUACAGGUUGUUUAAUGGCUGGAUGAUGCGAAAAGCCAUACACAAAGAUGACAUGCUUAUUGCAGCAUCAAUGACUGUGUUAAUAAUUACCACAAUAGUUGGUGAUUUGGCAAAUUAUUAUGGAUUUGGUCGUCACAAGGCAGAUAUCGCGAAGACGGGAGGGAGUCGGGUUGAUGCACUCAAGUACUUCUGGCUCUUCCAAGUCACAUACAAACUUGUCCUUGGCCUGACCAAACUCUCUUUCCUCACAUUCUAUCUCCGCAUCUUCCCCAGCAAAAGAUUUCACAUGAUCUGCUAUGGGACGAUGGUAGUGAUUCUCGGCGGGGUUAUCGGAUUCGUCUUCGCCACCAUUUUUCAAUGUUUACCGGUGCAAGGGUCAUGGCAUAAAGAAAUUCACUCCACAUGCAUCAACAACGCCUGGUUCCGAUGGUGGUGGGCAGGUUAUACUACGUCGACCGACAUUUGGAUCUGUCUGCUCCCCAUGCCCUUGCUGGCCAGGCUGCAGUUGGACAAGGUCCGCAAGAUUGGUGUCAUGCUGAUGUUCGCCCUUGGUCUUUUCGUCUGCAUUACUAGCAUUAUUCGUAUCAACGCGCUGGUGCAGAGUGUCAACACGGACGACCCAACCUGGGGAUCCUGGGACGCCUUGCUGUGGAGUGCCAUUGAGGCCGACUGCGGUAUCAUCUGCGCCUGUCUGCCAUAUCUCAAGCACCCGCUCAAGCAGCUUGUCCCCAGGCUGUUCUCGACACUCACUAGCAGAGCCCAGCACAGCCGACCCACCUACAAGCUCAGUGCCUUUUCCUCUUCCCGGGGAUACCACAGACACAGUGCUGCUACGGACGACUGGAAAAACCUGCCUGGGCCCAGGGGCAUGGGCAGCCAAGACCCUAUUGCUCCAAAUCAGAUCAUGAUGAAAACAGACAUUUCGCUCAAAACAGAACCUAUGGAUUCUACAGAGGUGCCCGGUCGAGCGGUGUGA